AUGGACACAAGUAUUAGUAAUCAUAUACCUCCCGCUGGAGAGGUAAACGAACAAGAGACUGACAAACAUAUGGAAAUAUUGCCUGAUUGUGGUAUUAAAAAUGUUUGGGCUCAUAAUUUAGAGGAAGAGUUUGCAUCAAUUCGGAAAUUAUUGCCAAAAUAUUGUUAUGUAGCUAUGGACACAGAAUUUCCAGGGGUUGUAGCUCGACCUAUUGGUGAUUUUAAGACUACUUCAGAUUAUUAUUACCAGUUAUUACGAUGUAAUGUUGAUCUACUUAGAAUCAUUCAGUUGGGGCUCUCAUUUUUCGAUGAAGAUGGUAAAACACCUAUUGGCCAAUAUACUACAUGGCAGUUUAAUUUUAAAUUUAAUUUGUCAGAAGAUAUGUAUGCCCAGGACAGUAUAGAACUAUUAACAAAUUCCAGGUACUAAAUGAUUUUGUUUUAAAAUUGUUAUUUAUUAAUAAAUUUAAUAUUAUUAUAAGCAAAUGUCAUAAAUUUAAUUUUUAUUUCCAGAAUUCAAUUUAAAGAUCACGAAGAGAAUGGAAUCGAACCAUUAGUUUUUGCUGAAUUCAUAAUAACUUCUGGUUUGGUAUUGAUGGAUGAUUUAAAAUGGAUGACAUUUCAUAGUAGUUUUGAUUUUGGUUACCUAGUGAAAGUAUUGACUGAUGAAAAAUUACCACAAGAAGAGUCUGAGUUUUUCGAGAUGUUUUCUUUGUACUUUCCUUGUGUGUAUGAUAUUAAGUAUCUAAUGAAGAGCUGCAAAAAUUUAAAGGGUGGCUUGCAAGAGGUAGCUGAUCAAUUAGAACUGAAGCGAAUUGGACCUCAACAUCAAGCUGGUAGUGAUUCCUUAUUGACAGGGAUGGCUUUUUUUAAAAUUAGGGACAUGUAUUUUGAAGGAAUGAUUGACAGUAAUAAAUACUGUGGUCAUUUAUAUGGGUUGGGUAUUACCACUUUAAAUAAUGGCCAAUUUCGGCAUGAUAACGAAACAGUUUAA
This is a messenger RNA of Cinara cedri, 993 nucleotides long. The record is from the annotation of a GenBank genome assembly. Lineage: Eukaryota; Metazoa; Arthropoda; Insecta; Hemiptera; Aphididae.